CCGCAGAGCGCCCUCACAUCCCCGCGGGUGGACGUGUGCAGCCUCCGCUCUCACUUCCAGCCGGAGAGAAGUUUCCCGACUUUAACUGCGAGCGUUCGGUGUCGAGUUGUCUGUAGGAGACUUUGUUCUCUUCGAGGAAACUUUGCCGCCGUCGUCGUGACUCCACAGGGGGAAAACAACAGGAGAGGACAUGUUAGGAAGCUGCAGAGAGAAAGAGAGAGCGCCGGACAGCAGCAGGUUGGCUCGGACUGACGGGGAGCGAGGUGGAGAGUGGACUUUCUCCCCCUGUGUGCGAGCCAGCUGCUGAGGCCCAGAGCUGGGAGUCACUCAGCUCACCGCUCCACGGUUAGAACCGCUCACCGACAGGCAGCGGCGAUACCGCCUAAUGCUGAACCCUCGGUGCGACACCACCGGACGGUCACUCGAGCUCUGACUCCAUCAGCCAGAGAGAAACCAGAGAGUGUGUGGAGGAGAUGGUGUGUCCGAUGGAAGAGGGAGGAGAAGUGGAGCAGAACAGAUGUGUACUGGUGUAUUCACGUUGUUUUUAUAAUAAGCUAGACUCAAACUUUAUUGCAAAGUGAUUCCUCAGCAAAAUCUCUGUUCAUACCAGGUUUGCAUUCUGACCUGCAGGCCAAUGUAAGUCGUGUUGAGUGACUGCGUGUGAAAGAGGGACCAUCACUAUCCUCAUGUCCUAUGGAGGAGGCUUUCACGGACGCACUGAGCGUGUCCGCCAGGCGCCCCACUAUGACCAGGUACCACAAGGCUCCUUACCCCGAGAAGACUCCUUCGAUCUGCAGCCGCUGAGAGAGCAGAGAGCACAUCAUCACGCUAAGAGCGCUGACCCCCUCCCGCCCCCACCUCUGCCAGACCAGCCUCCUGUGGGACCUGAGUUCGAUCCCAGCGGCAGUGAGAGCAACAGUCACCCAGACCUCGACCCCGCCAUUGACAUCAAACCAGUCCACCGUUUCAUCCCUGACUCCUGGAAGAAUUUCUUCAGGGGAAGCAACCGUAGCAGUGACAAGUGGUCCAUGCCUGCAUCCUCAUACAACAAUAACAACAGCACCACUGGGGGGGUGCGCUGCUCACCCCCUCACUCCCCCUCUGUUCCUGGGUCAUACCGGGAUCCCUAUGGGGGCUCAGGUGGUAGCUACAACUCCAGAAAGGAGCUUCUGGAAGGACAGGAUGCCCCUGAGUCUGUGUCAGGGCGCACCUACCGCACAGGUCUGACCUACAGCGAGCGAGUGGAGGAGUACCAUCAGCGCUACGCCUACAUGAAGUCCUGGGCAGGACUGCUGAGGAUUCUAGGCUGUGUGGAGCUCCUGCUGGGAGCUGCUGUGUUUGCCUGCGUCUGUGCCUACAUCCACAAAGACAACGAAUGGUUCAACAUGUUUGGAUACUCUUCUCCUGGGGGAGCAUACGGAGGUUUCAACGGCGGCAUCACAGGCGGGUCCUACUACUCAGGCCCCAAGACCCCGUUUGUGUUGGUGGUGGCAGGGUUGGCCUGGUUGAUGACUGUGAUUCUUUUAGUGCUGGGGAUGACCAUGUACUACCGCACCAUUCUGCUGGACUCCUCAUGGUGGCCCCUGACUGAGUUUACCAUAAACCUGGCUCUGGCAGUGCUCUACAUGGCAGCAGGCAUUAUCUAUGUUCGUGACACAACUCGUGGAGGGCUCUGCUCCUACCCAGUCUUCAACAAUGGCAUCAAUGGAGCGUUCUGCAGAACAGAGGCUGGCCAGACUGCUGCCAUCAUCUUUCUGUUUGUCACAAUGGUUAUUUAUCUGAUUGGAGCCAUGGUGUGUCUCAAGCUGUGGAGACAUGAGGCUGCACGCAUGUACCGGGAGAGGAACGGUCUGGAGAUGCUGCCCUCUGAGAUGCGAGCUGCUCGCUCAUUGGUUGAUUCAGGUCCAGCUCAUGUAUUUAAAACUCCAGAACAGGCCCAAGAGUCCUCAGUCGUUCCCAUCCAGGCUGCUCCAAAAGCAGCCGCAGCAAAGAUUUUACAGGGAGCUAUACCAUCAGGACACAUUCCAAAACCUGUCAUUGUGCCUGACUAUAUUGCUAAGUACCCAUCCAUACGGACAGACGAGGAGCGGGACCAGUACCGAGCUGUGUUCAACGACCAGUAUGCAGAGUACAAAGAGCUCCACGCAGACGUGCAGGCCACCCAAAAGAAGUUUGAUGAGAUGGACGCCAUGAUGCGCAGUCUGCCUCAGCACCCCAACAGCCAGAUGGAGGUUGAUCGCAUUUCCAGGAUCCUUCAGGAAUACCAGAGGAAGAAAAAUGAUCCAACGUUCCAGGAGAAGAAGGAGCGCUGCGAAUACCUGAGGAACAAACUGUCUCACAUCAAGCAGAGGAUCCAAGAAUACGAUAAAGUCAUGGAGUGGAACGAUGGAUACGACUAGACCUCUGAGGCGUCUCUACAAAUAACACCACUGAAAACAAACAGAACUUCCACUGACGGUUAAGCAGGUACCGGUGGUGAAACCCAUUCAUGAACCCAGGAGCACCAGUGGGAUUUCACCCUCUUAAAUGUUUUUAAAUCUUUAUAGCAGAUGUGCCUGACAAACAUUUAUCAACAGUUUUUGUGUCUUAGUUUAAGUAAGCCCAGGUGUAGAACACAUGUAAUUUUUUUCUAAAAGGGAUAGUUCUGCAUUUUGGGAAGAGGCUUAAUGAGACAUCUUAACCUAACACAAAGCCCACAUGCACCUCCAAAGCUCAAAACUAGUUUAUAUCUUAUCAAAAAUUACAAUUUACUGUUUUACAGAAAGUAAAGUGCAGGAUUCUUUUCUUGGAAGUAAAAGUUGUGUGGCACAUGAUCCUCUAAAAACACUGACCUGUUCUUUUUAAACUUUAAGUGUUUUUACAGAUUAAACAAGUUAUAGUGUGACAGUGAGCUUUAGAUGUGCUGCAUUGUAUGCAUUUCUUGUUACUGCUGGACAGAGGCUAGCUGUAUCCCCUGGUUUCCAGUCUCUAUGCUAAGUUAGCAUUUUAAUGAAGCGAUCCCCUGGCUGUAACUUUACAAUUAAUAGACUGAUAUGAGAGUGGUAUUGAUCUUCUAAUGCUCCGCCAGAAAGCAAAUUGACAUAUUUCCCAACAUGUCAAACUACUCCUUUAAACUGCAAAGAUCUUACUGUGUGUGUGUGUGUGUGUGUGUGUGUGUGUGUGUGUGUGU
Paralichthys olivaceus (Japanese flounder) is the source of this 3169-nucleotide messenger RNA. It is a transcript of the gene marveld2a, whose product is annotated as MARVEL domain containing 2a. Gene Ontology annotation, biological process: bicellular tight junction assembly. Gene Ontology annotation, cellular component: apical plasma membrane; cytoplasmic vesicle; bicellular tight junction. Lineage: Eukaryota; Metazoa; Chordata; Actinopteri; Pleuronectiformes; Paralichthyidae. The record is from RefSeq and is a predicted model, not a curated record.